GGUCAGUUUCUUUAAAAAAAAAAAAAUUACUAUUCACGGGUACUGUUCACGUCCCAAAAAAAAAAAAAACAAAAAAUCUCGUCUUUUUUCCUGCUGCCGCUGCUGCUCAUAAAUAAAAAAAAAAUUGUGGUGUUACACAAAUCCCAAACCCUAGCAUUUAAGUCCAUUUAGCCCAACUAACCCAGCCUACUCUCUACGACCCAGGCCCACUCCCCAAACACUAACCCCAGCUGGCCUAUCUCUAUAACAGGAUCCAAACCCCUUCCUAGCUGGCCCAGUCCCAAAUAUCCAACCAAGCCCGAUUAUAACAAAUCCAUUAACAUCAAAUACCCCACAAUUUCACCCGAUUCCUCUCUCAUAGCCACUCUCUUGCCGCUGCCGCCUCUAAUCACCAUCACGCCACCAUUUCAUUAUCUAUUGUACCCAAGCAUCCAGAGCACUACCGCUUCAUCGCCAUAGGCCACCACCACCAAUCCAAGAUCAUACACUUCCACCACAAUUACCACACUCGUAUAUUUCCUCAUCCAUCUCAACAAUCUAAAGUCACGGUCACCACACAUAGUUUUACGUCCACACUAGAAUCAGCACAAGUUAUAGUCAACAGGGGCUAAAACCAUUGGACACGAAGGGAAGAACAGAAGCAUAGUUGGGGCUCAUAAGUCGGCAAUUCAGAUCAAUCGGCAUACAAAUAAUCAAAACUAAACAACAAGGAGUCCUUGAUCUCUAUUUUGUAUUGAUUUAUACUACUGCUUCAUUUUUAAAAUUGCAUCAAUUAAAAUCUUGUGCUGCUGUUAUCGUGAUAAUUUUAGCCUUAAACCCUACUUGAUCGAAACCAUUAAUCGAAUUGAUACCAGUGACUGAAUUGACUUCCAUUGUUCCCCACUUAAAUUGAUUGGAGAAUUUGACUAGUGUGUUGACCCUUGCUUUGCCAUUUUAUAUGUACCAGCAGUAUUAGCUUGUUUUGGAUUUAAUUAAUCUCAAUAUUUAAAAUUAAAUAAUAAUAAAAAAAUUUGGUACAAGUUAUUUUCCAUUGCUUGCACGUAUUGUUCACUGAUCUCAUCAUAACACAUCAUUUAACUGGUAUUACAUUGCAUGUAGUUGCGUAGAGGUCGUCUUGUCGUCUCUAUUUCCAAUACAUUGACCAUGGAUCCAUCCUAAUUUGAUGCACUCACUAAACAAUUAGCGCAACUUGCCACUAGCCUAUCGACUGUCCAAUCAAAUAUAACUGCUAUUUGUGAGGAGAGAAAGACCCUAGCUGCUAAGUUGAACAAUUUUAAGCGAACCCCUCGUUUGACUAAUACUAAUUUUGAAGCGUCUCAUAAUAGACAAUAUCAUCGUGAACAAAGUGAUCAAGAAUAUUUUCGACGCGAUCAUAGGAAUAGGGAUCAGGUUCGUGAGCGAGAACAAGGUCAUGGUCAUCAUGGUACUCAUUCUCUUCCUCGUCGUAAGGAGCAUUUCUUUGAAGGCAUUGACUUAGAUAUUCCUACUUUCGAAGGUUACUUAGAUCAUGAAAUUUUUACCCAAUGAAACACCCUUACACAAGAGAAUCGGUUAGUAACUGAGUACAUUGCUCAAUUUGAGGAAUUUCGAGUGAAAUGUCAUGUCGUUGAAGAUGAGGCCCUGACUUUAAGUAGGUUUAUACAAGGUCUACGAGAUGAACUUAGGCGUGAGCUUUUCCUUCGAGGCAUCACUACUUUUGAUCAAGCUUACUCUUCAGCUCGGGACUACAAGUUACUUAUUAGUAUUGCAUAUGAAAAGCGUGAUCACCAUCGUUCACCCAUCUCAUUAGCGUCAUUUCAUCAUAAAUCUAUCAUAGAGCAUUCCCAGUCUAGUGUUCCUUCCCUUAGGAAAAACAAGUGUAAAGGUCGUGAUAGCCCAAAGUCAUCUUCUUUAUGUAGAAAGCGUAACGACAAUCAUCCUUCGGUUUCAUUGGCUUCCCUUCCUCUUGUUAAGUCCCUUCUAGGACUUCCCCCGUCUAGUGUUCCUCCCAUUUGAAAAAAAAAGUGUAAAGGUCGUAAUAGUCCAAGGCCCCCUUAUCCUUACAGAAGGCGUAUUGACAACCAUUCUUCCGUCUCAUUGGCUCCACCUCCAACUGUUAAGUCUCUUCUAGGACCUCCCCCUUCUAAUGUUCCUCAAAUCUUGAAAAAUAAGUGUAAAAUUUUUGAAACUCCAGGGACUUCUUCUCACCUGCUAUGCAUCAGCUGUAAGGACUUUGGCCACAUCUCUUCCAAAUGUCCUAACCGAGCCUUAGUCAUAGAAGAACGAAAUGAUGUAAUAGAAGAGUCGUUAGAAGAUCUAGUCUAUGAGUAUAAACUUGAAAAUUUUGAUGACUUGAAUGAUUGUGAGGACACUUCCUUAAGUGGAAUCCCGACCCUUCUCGAGACUUUAGAAACUAUACCCCUUGUUUCCGACAACUCUUGAUCACAUGUUAUAUGUCAUACCCUUACCCAACUCAAAGAGUUUGAUGAUUUCACUAGUCACUCUUGGAGAAUCUAGUCGCCUGUUCUUAGCACUAAAUCGAAAUUCUCCACUACUGACCAACCUCAAACUGAUGGUCAAAACGAAAUUGCUAACCGAAGUCUUGGCAAUUUAUUACAGUCUCUAGUCCAGAAAAAUCUUGGGAAUUGGGACUCGAUCCCCCCAACUGUUCACACCGCAUAUAACAAUUCUAUGAAUCGGUCUCUAGAUUUAAAUCCAUUUGAAGUUGUUCAUAGUUAUAAGUCUAGGCGAUCGUUAGAUCUUAUUCCCAUGUCCCCGCAUGCUAGUGUGUCGUUGUCAGCUGAAGCAUUUGUAUAUCAUCUUCAUGAUUUGCAUAUUGAGAUCAAUAAACAACAUGACGCAAGUAAUGCAUUAUAUAAACUUCAAGCUGAUUCGCAUAAACGAUAUUUUGAAUUUAAUAUUGGGGAUUAUGUCAUAUUGCAAGCUUGUAGUGCUGGUCCUUUAAAAAUUUUAAAGCAUGUUGGUUCAAAUGCACAUGUUAUUGCCCUUUCAUCACAUUUUGGCUACCACUCCGCUUUAAAUAUUGAGGACUUCAUUACUUACAAACACCGUAUUACUUUCUUUGACGAUCCAUUUCUACCUAACUUUGUGGACCCCCAAUUUGACUAUAUUGAUAUUUCUACUUUAAUACCAUCUAUCACAGCACACAAAGAUAAAAUUGAUGUUAUUUUAGAUGAACGUGUUGUAUUGAUCAAUGAUGACAAAAUUCAGUACUUCCUUGUUUGUUGGGUAGAUCGACGUGCUUCUUAUGCUCCUCAUUAUGUACAAUCAUGUGAAAAUUUUGAAGAUGAGGUCCAUGAGUAUUGGUUAUUUGGAGUCCAAUAUCAGUACUUGGCUAGAAGGAAAGAUCGCCCCCUUGGUCAGAUCAUAUUCUUGGGACUAAGCUACAAUUUUCAGUACUAUCAAUCAUGGAAUUUCGUUAUUUGGUUCGUCAGAAAAAUCGUCCCCCAUAGCUUAACUUGAAGCAUUUGGAGUAUCAUAUUGACUGCAGCCAAUACUAUCUAUCAACUCGACAGGGUCGAGUUUUUCUCCCACCCCGGGAGAGUUGAUGAGGACAUCGAACGAUGUUUACUUAUUUUAUUUAAGCUUUAUUUAUUUUCUUGGACUAUUAUUUAAAUUUGGACUUGUAUGUGCUCGGGCCCAAGCUCGUUAGGAUUGCUUUACUAUUUAAACCUAUUUUGCAUUGUAAUUUUCAGUUGAUGAUGAAUGAAUAAUUAUUUUGAUGACUUAUGGCGUAUCCCUCCCCUUAUUCUACCAUCUUCUG
Molecule: messenger RNA, 3763 nt
Organism: Olea europaea var. sylvestris
Lineage: Eukaryota; Viridiplantae; Streptophyta; Magnoliopsida; Lamiales; Oleaceae
Exons: 2
Coding region: 2671-3462 (263 amino acids)
Source: RefSeq, a predicted model, not a curated record